This is a messenger RNA of Amphibalanus amphitrite, 457 nucleotides long. RefSeq names its product 60S ribosomal protein L44-like. Gene Ontology annotation, cellular component: cytosolic large ribosomal subunit; ribosome. The coding region runs from base 92 to 406 and encodes 104 amino acids. The record is from RefSeq and is a predicted model, not a curated record. Lineage: Eukaryota; Metazoa; Arthropoda; Thecostraca; Balanomorpha; Balanidae. Gene Ontology annotation, molecular function: structural constituent of ribosome. Gene Ontology annotation, biological process: translation. The transcript is spliced from 3 exons.
AAAACUGUUUAUAUUUAUCGAUACAAUACUUUUUUGUAGCUUAUAACGUCGAUAGUUUGUAAACUUCCUUUGACAAAAGCAAGCUGCAAAGAUGGUGAACGUUCCGAAGUCCAAGCGGACUUUCUGCAGGAGCUGUAAAGCUCACAAGGUCUUCAAAGUAGCCCAGUACAAAAAGUCUAAGGAGAGGCCCGCCUCCCAGGGUCGUCGUCGUUACGACAAGAAGCAGGCCGGAUUCGGUGGCCAGACCAAGCCCAUCUUCAGGAAGAAGGCCAAGACUACCAAGAAGAUCGUGCUGCGUAUGGAAUGCACCGCCUGCAAGCAUAAGCGCCAGGUUCCCAUCAAGCGGUGCAAGCACUUCGAGCUGGGAGGAGACAAGAGAAGGAAGGGAGUGAUGAUCCAGUUCUAAGCCGCGAAAGAAAUGCCCACAUUAUCUUGUCAAUAAAAUCUCGCUCGAAGA